Molecule: messenger RNA, 1203 nt
Organism: Hypoxylon trugodes
Lineage: Eukaryota; Fungi; Ascomycota; Sordariomycetes; Xylariales; Hypoxylaceae
Product: putative sphingolipid long chain base-responsive protein
Exons: 3
Coding region: 115-1107 (330 amino acids)
Biological process (GO): eisosome assembly; endocytosis; negative regulation of protein kinase activity
Cellular component (GO): eisosome filament; plasma membrane
Molecular function (GO): lipid binding
Source: RefSeq, a predicted model, not a curated record
AGGAUAAUGGGAAACUAUAGGGGAGACAUAACGGAAAGAACAAACUAACCAACAUACAGCUAUGAUAAUUCAAACGUAUCGAAUCCGAUUUUUAUAAUCUUACCUUAAUUCAUCAUGAACCGCUCCCUCUCCGUCCGCUCCAACAAAGGCGGCGCACCAGGCACCCCCGCAACACCCUCCUCACGCCGCAAAGGUUUCUCCUUCGCCUCGCUCCGCGGCUCCAUCCAACCCGAGCUCUCGCGUCGUCUAUACCAACUCAUCAAAUCGACCAACAACCUAAUCUCAUCCCACGAAACCGCGGGCCGCGAGCGCGAAGCCAUCGCCAAGCAACUAUCCGAAUGGGGUGAGCAGACCGGCGACGACGCGGUAUCCGACAUAAGCGACAAAGUCGGAGUCGUGUUAUCUGAACUAGGAGCACAGGAGGAGGCGUACGCGCAUGGAUUGGAUGAGGCGCGUGGUGUGUUGAAGAUGGUGAGGAAUACGGAGAAGAGUGUUCAGCCUAGUCGUGAUGCGAAGGGGAAGAUUGCGGAUGAGAUUCAGAGGUUGAAGUUGAAGGAGCCGCAGAGUACUAGGUUGGUUAUUCUUGAGCAGGAAUUGGUUAGGGCUGAGGCGGAGAAUUUGGUUGCUGAGGCGCAGUUGACGAAUAUUACUCGCAACAAGUUGAAAGAAGCCUACGACAUCGAAUUCGCCGCUGUAAUCGAGCGCGCUGAGAAGCAAAUCAUCCUCGCCAAGCAUGGGCGCCGUCUUCUAGAACUCCUAGACGAUUCACCCGUCACGCCCGGUGAUUCACGGCGCGCAUAUGAGAAUGGACCUGCUGCAAGACAGGUCCUGAAUGAUGCCGAAGACGACCUCAAGAGCUGGGAGAAGAAUAUUGACGGCUAUGACUCGGAUCCGGCUGGUGAUGAUGUUGGCAUCGCCGUUGGUGGUGAUGGUACUACUGGCGGCGGUAGAGAUGGAAGAGGUGAGACAUCCGUAAUGACUGGUGGUGCUGGUCGUGCAUCUGCUGACGGCGAUGGUCGUGAUGCAGGUGCUGCCGCUACUGAGCUACCUUACGUGAGCCCAACGCCGACUUCGAGUUUUGAUGAGAAUGAAACGAGAAGGGUCUGAAUUAAUGUGGUAUAAUAUUAUUUCGAGUCGUCGGAAUUAAAAUGAGUCUUGACCGAAAGUCUUGUGUAUGAAGAAAAGGGGCGCAUAUUUAGUUUU